Messenger RNA from Aspergillus clavatus NRRL 1, 861 nucleotides. RefSeq names its product SDR family oxidoreductase. The record is from RefSeq and is a predicted model, not a curated record. Gene Ontology annotation, molecular function: oxidoreductase activity. The transcript is spliced from 2 exons. NCBI's taxonomy places the organism in Eukaryota, Fungi, Ascomycota, Eurotiomycetes, Eurotiales, Aspergillaceae. Bases 1 to 861 code for a protein of 286 amino acids.
AUGCCUCGGACUUGGCUCAUCACUGGCUAUUCGUCCGGCUUCGGUCGAGAACUUGCCCUUGCGGCGGCCAGGAACCAUGAUACUGUUAUCGCGACCUCUCGUGAUCCGUCCAAGCUAGCGGAUCUCAAGGAGCUUGGGGUUAUCCCUCGCAGAUUGGAUGUGCAGGCGGACGAUGCCGAGAUCCAGAGGUUCAUUGAGGACAUACUAUCUACCGUCGGACCUAUUGACAUCCUGGUGAACAAUGCGGGCUACAUCCUAGAGGGAGCCGGGGAGGAGUGCAGCAACGAAGAAAUCGAAGACCAGUUCUCCGUCAACGUCUUCUCCCAAAUCCGCCUGCUGCGCGCAGUCCUGCCCUCCAUGCGCGCCCGACGGUCCGGCGUCGUUGCCAAUCUUGGAAGCAUCGGCGGCUGGAGAGGCACACCAGCUGCUGGAUUUUAUUGUGCGUCGAAAGCUGCAGUGGCCAUCUACACCGAGGCUCUGCAUUGGGAAAUGGCUCCAUUCAACAUCGACGUCGUGUGCAUCGAGCCGGGAUACUUCCGCACCUCGUUCCUGACAGGUGGGCACAGGGUCAUUGCCCAAAACCGCAUCCCGGAAUUGAGUGAAGUCACCAGUGCAGCAAGGCAAGCACUUGACGCUUAUAACCGCCAACAGCCUGGGGAUCCUGUCAAGGGAGCCCAACUCAUUGUUGAGGCAUUGACAAGGACGGGGAGGUGUCAGGGACGGAAACUUCCAGCGAGACUAGCUGUGGGAAGAGAUGCAAUCCAUGUCAUUGGUCAAAGUCUGGCAAAAGAGCAAGACAUGUUGGAUACUUGGGGGGAGAUCAUUGCAACGACGGACUGUGAUGAUGUCAAGGCAGUAUGA